AUGCAUCCCUGUAGUGUAUUCAAUGUGCUUCUCAUGAUGAAUUCGCUGACAGCGGCGACGGGCAUAUCGGUGAAGAAACAGUCGCCUCGUUCAAGCACGAUUCCAUCAUCUUUACCAGUCUCCUACAAACACGAUUCGGCUCUUUCGCCACAUCGACGGGUCCAAAGUCGCGAACCUGCCGGGGCGGAAUGUCUCUUUUCUCGAGCUUCGUGGAUGCGCCAUCGUUUGCUGCAUCACUCCAUAACACGACCGCAGCGUUGGCUCCGACGUAUUUUGGUAUUGGAAAAGAUCGACGAUAAGGUACAGGCCCCGUCUCACAAUGAAACGAAUGGAGAGAAUUCACUUAGUUUUCAAACUGUCUCAAAGGAUCUUUCGCUACCCUGGUGGGCAUACAAUCUCAAAGACGUAAAAGAAACCCAGCGACUUGCCAGCAUGAAACUCCUGUUACUAGCUGAUUUGGAAGCCAUUGAAAGUCGCACUGUCCAACUUCGCGGUCAAACAGUCAACGUUACGGAGGCUUUUCCUGAUGUAUACAGUGAUUUACGUAUGUUGCGUUUUUUACGGAAAGAAAAAGAUCAGGACCCCUUGUCUGCAGCUGAACACUACCGCACCUUUUUACAGUGGCGAGUAACCAAUCGCAUCGACGAACGUAUUCGAGUAUCCGUUGACCAGCGACCCUUUGAGCACUUGUCUGACGUUGUCGCGGAGCAUUUUCCUUGUCGAUUUCAUUUGGUGGAUGAUCUUCCCGAUCGAUCGAAACUGCUACCGAUUGUACUGCAUGUUGGUGACUGGAAGACAUCCGAGAUUUCCAAUGUGAUUUGUAGCAAGAAAGAGCUAUCCCUGGAAGAAUUCCUGGACCAUUGGAUUUAUCUUUUUGAAUCCUUGCAUCGGCAGUUGUAUAAAGAAAGCAUGAAACACGAAAGCAUGAUAUACGUGGAUGAGAUCUGCGAUCUAUCAGGGAUGAAUCGUCACCAAUUUUCUCCCAGCUUCGUCCGCAAAAUCAUGAAGCCUUGGUUGUCUUUGACUCAACAAUAUUAUCCGGAAACUACCAAGCAGAUCCAGCUGUUGAAGCCUCCCCGUCUUUUGUCUAUGGUGUGGAAUACCGUUGCUUGCAUGAUUUCCCCCGGUACGGUCGCUAAAGUCCAGCUUGUGUCCAAGUACGAUGGGACGGUGGACGACUUUGUCCGCGAGAUUUACUUCGACAAACCACACCAGAAAACCUGA
Molecule: messenger RNA, 1224 nt
Organism: Phaeodactylum tricornutum CCAP 1055/1
Lineage: Eukaryota; Bacillariophyta; Bacillariophyceae; Surirellales; Neidiaceae
Exons: 2
Coding region: 1-1224 (407 amino acids)
Source: RefSeq, a predicted model, not a curated record